AUGGCAGAUGAGGAUACUGAGGUGAAGCGGAGGCUGGACUUGGAAACUGACCAUCAGUACCUGGCCGAGAGCAGUGGGCCAACCCGGGGAAGAGGCCGCCACCCAGGAAAAGGUGUGAAAUCCCCAGGGGAGAAGUCACGCUAUGAGACAUCACUGAAUCUAACCACCAAACGCUUCCUGGAGCUGCUGAGCCGCUCAGCUGAUGGGGUUGUCGACCUGAACUGGGCAGCUGAGGUGCUGAAGGUGCAGAAACGCCGCAUCUACGACAUUACCAAUGUCCUUGAGGGCAUCCAGCUCAUCACCAAGAAGUCCAAGAACCACAUCCAGUGGCUAGGCAACCAUGCAGCAGUGGGGAUCGGUGGGCAGCUUGAAGAAUUAACUCAGGACCUCCAGCAACUGCAGGAGAAGGAACGACAGCUGGACCACCUGAUCCACGUCUGCACCACACAGCUACGGCUGCUUUCAGAAGAUCCCGACAGCCAGCGUCUGGCCUAUGUGACCUGCCAGGACCUUCGUAGCAUUGCAGAUCCUUCAGAGCAGAUGGUUAUGGUGAUCAAGGCCCCUCCUGAGACUCAGCUCCAAGCCACGGACUCCACAGAGAACUUUCAGAUCUCCCUUAAGAGUGAGCAAGGCCCCAUCGACGUUUUCCUGUGCCCUGAGGAGAAUGUAGGUGGGAUCAGCCCCGGGAAGACUCCAUCAAGCCAGGGGACAGCUUCUGGGGAGGAGGACAGGCCAGCUGACCCUGCGACCACAGUGCCACCACCAUCAUCUCCCUCCUCAUCCCCUGCCCCGGAUCCCAGCCAGCCGCUACUUAGCCUAGAACAAGAGCCUCUGCUGUCACGGAUGGGAGGCCUGAGGGCCCCUGGGGAUGAGGACCGCCUGUCCCCGCUGGUGGCCGCCGACUCGCUCCUGGAGCACGUGCGGGAAGACUUCUCCAGCCUCCUCCCUGAGGAGUUCAUCAGCCUGUCCCCUCCCCACGAGGCUCUUGACUACCACUUCGGCCUUGAGGAGAGCGAGGGCAUCAGAGACCUCUUUGACUGUGACUUUGGGGACCUCACUCCCUUGGAUUUCUGACAGGGCUUAGGGGGACCAGGGCCUCCUGAGAUGUCCCUCUGUCUCUGCAGCCCUGGAGCCCCCGCCCCAGUUGUCUUCCCAGCCUGAUUGGAAAUGUUUAAUUUAUACCCCUCUCCCUUAUCUGCAGACACUUCUCGCUCUGGGGUCUGGCUACGGCCAGGAGGGGAGGGUUCUGUUGAUGGUGUGGGUGUGCAUGCGCCCCCACCAGCAGGUAUGCUGGGGCGGGGGCGUGUGAGCGUGUGUGUGCAUGUGCCGGGAAUGAAGGUGAACACAACUCGUGUGCACUGAACACGCCCCAGCGUGUCCACGUGUGUGUGCGUGAGCCCACGUGCGCGUGGUGGGGGCUCUGACUGCACUUUUGGUCUCCUUGCUCCAGGGGCCCCACGAGGCCCAGGCUGGCCACCUGACCCCAGAUUCCUGUUCGCUGACCAGGCUAGGGGCGAGGCCUAGGCCUGCUUGUUUGUAGGACAGCGAGAGCACUUCUGUCGUCUUAAAGGUUUUUCUGAUUGAAGCUUUAAUGGAACAUUAUUUAUUUAUCAAGGCCUCUUUGGCAAGCCUGGGGCACCAGCAACUGGUAGGAGGGCUGUGGGGUAGAUUUCCCAACUCCUUGUACCCCUGAGUGAGGGCAGUAGCCCACAAAGCUGUUUUCUUGCCCUACUCUGAAGGAACUGAUGCCUGAACGGUUUAUUUAUUGAGAAAGUGAGGGGAGGAAACAGACUAACAGCUAAGGGUGGGUGGAGUGGGUGGGUAGGCCCUCCCCAGGGACCCUAGCUGCCCCCUAGGAUGGACACGAGAUGAAAGAUGAGUGGGGGAGCUUUGCGGAUAGUGGGGCGGGAGGUUGUGGGUGGAGGGCCUGCCCGGCGGCCAGGCCACAGGAGCCCUCCUGUGGCACUGACGUACCACCCUCCGCCCACUUCUUGCUGUGCCCCACUUUCCAGUCUGCACUUUGACUUGUCUUCCUAAUAGCUCUGUUCUCCCUGCUUUGGUUUUAAUAAAUAUUUUGAUGGUG
This is a messenger RNA of Condylura cristata (star-nosed mole), 2083 nucleotides long. It is a transcript of the gene E2F1, whose product is annotated as E2F transcription factor 1. The record is from RefSeq and is a predicted model, not a curated record. The transcript has 7 exons. Lineage: Eukaryota; Metazoa; Chordata; Mammalia; Eulipotyphla; Talpidae. Gene Ontology annotation, biological process: regulation of transcription by RNA polymerase II; G1/S transition of mitotic cell cycle. The coding region runs from base 1 to 1074 and encodes 357 amino acids. Gene Ontology annotation, cellular component: Rb-E2F complex. Gene Ontology annotation, molecular function: protein dimerization activity; RNA polymerase II cis-regulatory region sequence-specific DNA binding; DNA-binding transcription factor activity, RNA polymerase II-specific.